AUGGCUGAGCAAAGCAGACUCUUUGAAGCGCACCAACAUAUGCUCCGACAAGCAUCGUAUGCGAUGCCCCAGCAGCACUACAAGCCGUUCGAAGAAAUUGCCGAGAACGACUGGCGCUACUACUUUCUGUCUGCACGCGAGGUACAGGAGUUGGACCUGGACGCGGUGUCCAAUGCGAUUACGUCGCUGAAGUUGGAGAGGAAGAUCCGAGACGUCGAGUCUCGGGUGGGAAGAAUGCUUUCCGACUGCUACGAGAGGUUGGAGCAACUGGACGUUGCUCACUUGUCUGAGCAAGAGUCAAAGCAGUCGGUCAAGAUGCUGACGGCAGCGAUUCGACCACCGCAGCUGAAGGCGGCUGUCGAGCGCAGUUAA
Aphanomyces invadans is the source of this 372-nucleotide messenger RNA. RefSeq lists its product as hypothetical. The record is from RefSeq and is a predicted model, not a curated record. Lineage: Eukaryota; Oomycota; Saprolegniomycetes; Saprolegniales; Verrucalvaceae. The transcript has 2 exons. Bases 1 to 372 code for a protein of 123 amino acids.